This is a messenger RNA of Colletotrichum lupini, 2091 nucleotides long. Its product is annotated as fungal specific transcription factor domain-containing protein. The transcript is spliced from 6 exons. The coding region runs from base 1 to 2091 and encodes 696 amino acids. Gene Ontology annotation, molecular function: zinc ion binding; DNA binding. NCBI's taxonomy places the organism in Eukaryota, Fungi, Ascomycota, Sordariomycetes, Glomerellales, Glomerellaceae. Gene Ontology annotation, biological process: DNA-templated transcription. The record is from RefSeq and is a predicted model, not a curated record.
AUGGAUUCCGAUUCCCGGUCCGCGGGCCCCGAUGACCAGGGCCUCCGUCGAGCUUACGCCAUCCACCUCGCCUUUCUUUGUCCCCUCCCUAAGUUCUCUACCUCACUUCAUAUCCCUCACUCUCAGAUCAAUUCAUUGUCUUGUGUUCACCAACACGGCUCCCUGAUACCACUGGGCUCGCGAAAUCUGACGGAGCAAAAAGCCAAUGUUGAUAUUGCCAUAACUAGCGAGAAAAAGAUUGAUCUCAUCGAGGAACGACUUUCGAAUAUCGAGGAGCUCCUGCGGAGCCUCAGCAACAACCCUCCUGGUGUAGGUGGUCAUUCAUGGGAUGCCACUAGGGCCAGACAUACGACGCCCUCAGCCUCGACCAUCGGGGAUGCUUCUGUCCUAUCCCAUGACGGUGCAGAUUCGGAUUCGGCUUUCGAGGGCGACCUCUCUCUGACUGCCCACACCAUGUUUGCCAGCGACUUUAUCGAAAACGCCGUGCAGAGGACAUCGCUCCAGGACGUGGCGCCCAACAUGCAAGUUGCGCUCUCUUCCCUCCGGCAUAUCGUCGCUAUGCAGAGCAAGGCCUCUUCCAAUCGAGAUUUUCGGUUCCGUACGCAUCAGCCGCUUCCUCCAGGAGGUCUACCUGAAUUGCCCAUGCCGCCGAUGAACGCCGUCGUUGCUUUGCUCAAGCAUAUGAAAGUUUCUCCCCCUAGCAUAUUCUCACUCGCAUGCUCUUUCCUCGAUGUUGAUGACCUGGCCGAGCUCUGCCGGAGAGUGUACUUCUGCACCGACAACUUUGCUGAUACCACCUUCAUCAUAGUGAAUGGGGCGCUCUUCUACUUGUUCAUGGAACAAGCAUACCUAGCAUCGGAUGCGACCGCGCGCGAAGAGUUUGAGAGGUACCAACAUAUGUGCCAGAGCAAUCUAGAAAUGGCGCUAGCUUCCUUGCCUUUGAUGCUCCCUGCAAAGGUCGAAAGCAUAGAAGCCUUGCUCCUGGCGGCCGUUUAUGCUGUGGAUGUAUCUAAAGCGUCGCUCGCGUGGCUUUUCACAUCCACUGCUGCAAGCUUGUGUCAGACGCUUGGUUACCACCGCGUAUCGCAAGUGAGGAGCGAGAGUGCCGGACCUAGAGACAUCAAGACCCUCUUGUUCUGGCAUGUGUACAUGCUCGACAAAACAUUGUCUCUGAGAACGGGGAGAGCAUCGGUCAUCCAGGACUGGGACGUCACCUUGCCGCGGCGGGUCGACAACACCAUGGUUGCGGAUCCAUGGGGUCUCAUCAUAACAACGUGGAUCAAGCAGGCUGAGAUCCAACACCGCGUUUAUGAACAAUUAUACAGUCCACUUGCUCUGGGCCAGUCGCAAGAAGAGCGCAUCGAGACCGUGCGUCGCCUGGAAAAUGAACAAAAGACGAUCAUGGCCGCUGCGUCGCAUGUGCGGGAGCAGGCUCUCUUCGGUCUCAAGGCCCUCAACGCAUCGUCUAUCUUGGACAUACACCUGCGAGGCGACGAACUGACAUUUCAGUCCACGUUGACUCUCAUCUACAGGGCGUUGCCAGCGCCCGAAGGUUCGCCAACACGGUUUUCUCAGGAAUGUAUAGACACGGCACGAUUUGCCAUGCAGCUACACCUUGAAUGCAUGCAGAGAAUUGCCGAGGAAGGGCGGCAUCUUAAAGCAGUCUAUAUUCACUGGGCAAUUCUCCUCACGCCUUUCACGCCCUUCUUCGUCCUUUUCUGUCACGUCAUUGACACUUCCAACGCUGGCGACCUCAAGAAGCUUAAUGAGUUCGUCGCUUCACUUCGACCCGCAUGCGCCAUGUCGGAGCCUGUAGAGAAGCUUCACCAGCUCUGUUCAAUGCUCUGUAACGUGGCGACUCUAUACGUGGAGAGCAGAUCCCAGCAAUCAAAUGAACGCGGCCCCAUCAACGACGAAUUCGAUGUCUACCUGAGCGCGUUGGGAUUCCCGCCCACGGUGUAUCCUGCUCAGGGCAUGGAUACUAGCGAUAUGUCGCAGCCUACCCUUCAAACUGCUCAACUGGGCAACUGGUUUUCGGGUAGCCAGUACAUGAUGGGAUUGCUUGAAGAAGACCUAACCCAGUUCAACUAG